Oncorhynchus kisutch (coho salmon) is the source of this 867-nucleotide messenger RNA. Its product is annotated as patatin-like phospholipase domain-containing protein 2. Gene Ontology annotation, cellular component: lipid droplet; cytoplasm; membrane. NCBI's taxonomy places the organism in Eukaryota, Metazoa, Chordata, Actinopteri, Salmoniformes, Salmonidae. The record is from RefSeq and is a predicted model, not a curated record. Gene Ontology annotation, molecular function: triacylglycerol lipase activity. Bases 1 to 867 code for a protein of 288 amino acids. The transcript has 6 exons. Gene Ontology annotation, biological process: triglyceride catabolic process; lipid homeostasis.
AUGGAGGAUGGACGUGUGAUGAAGGACUCUCUCCUCCAUCAUGAAGAGAAAAAGGAGACGAAUAAGAAGGAGGAGUCUGAUGAAGACAAAGGUUUUGGGUUCCAAGCCACUUACCAGUUGGGUGUGGCCCAGAGCAUGUUGGACCUGGCCCCGUUGGUGCUACAAGCAGCCCCUAAGGUAAUGGGGGCCUCGGCCGGGUCCCUGGUAGCUGCUGCUUUGGUCUGUGGAUCCAGCCUAGACAUGGUGCGUGAUGAGAUGCUGAGGUUUGCGCUGCAGAGUAGGGGGCCACUGCACCUGGCGAGGAACGUGUUUGUGUGGAUAGAAGGUCUGUUGCGCCGCUCACUACCAGACGACGCCCACAUCCGGGCCAGUGGACGCCUCGCCGUCGCCAUGACACGCAUCCCAGAUGGACAGAAUACUGUGGUGUCAGAGUUCACAUCCCGAGAGGACGUUGUGCAGGCGCUGUUGUGCAGCUGCUUUAUCCCUGGGUACCAUGGUAUACAGCCACCGUCUUACAAAGGAGUGUAUUAUGUGGACGGUGGUAUGUCCAGUAUCCAGCCAACCCACUCCUCUCCCUAUGCACACACCCUCACUGUGUCGCCAUUCGCUGGAGAGGCGGACAUCUGUCCACCAGACCCUGGCUCCAUGUACGUCAUCGUCAUGAGCGGCAUGCCCCUCAACUGCAGUGUGGCCAACGGUUACCGGAUCCUUGAAGCCCUCUACCCCUACAACUGGGAGGUUGGACCCCAAAACAACCCUUACUCUCUACACCCAGCCCUUUACCCCUCCACCCAGCCCUCUACCCAUUCACCCAGCUCUCCACCGAGCCUUCUGCCCCUCCACCCAGCCCUCUACCUCUCCGACUAG